Messenger RNA from Carassius carassius (crucian carp), 957 nucleotides. RefSeq names its product biogenesis of lysosome-related organelles complex-1 subunit 2-like. The coding region runs from base 49 to 582 and encodes 177 amino acids. NCBI's taxonomy places the organism in Eukaryota, Metazoa, Chordata, Actinopteri, Cypriniformes, Cyprinidae. Gene Ontology annotation, molecular function: gamma-tubulin binding. The record is from RefSeq and is a predicted model, not a curated record. Gene Ontology annotation, biological process: lysosome localization; endosomal transport. Gene Ontology annotation, cellular component: BLOC-1 complex; BORC complex; gamma-tubulin complex. The transcript has 5 exons.
AGGAGUCACGUGAAACUGGUUCUGGUCAUGUGAUCAUGUAAGCUGAAGAUGGCAGCUACGGGGGAGGAGGCCGCAGUGAUGGACAACAUCUGCACAACACCCGCUCCUCCGACCGACCUCAAGCUCACAGCCGAGCCCGAGCACCGGAGACACGAGCCCGCAAACGAUGCGACAGAGAACCCAAAAGCCAAAAGACCCAGUAAUAACAAUGACGGAGGAGUGGAGACGGCAGAGGAGGCCACUGAACCCGCUCAACCUGAUAUCAAUGAGCUCUGCAGAGACAUGUUUGACAAAAUGGCAGUUUUCUUACAGGGAGAGCUCACCGCAACCUGUGAGGACUACAAGCUUCUAGAGAGCAUGAACAAACUCACCAGUCUGAAGUACAUGGAAAUGAAGGACAUAUCCAUCAACAUCAGCCGCAAUCUACAAGAUCUCAAUCAGAAAUAUGCCAGUUUGCAGCCUUAUCUGGAUCAGAUUAACCAGAUCGAAGAGCAGGUUACGGCUUUGGAACAGGCUGCUUAUAAACUAGACACAUAUUCUAAGAAACUAGAGGCCAAGUUUAAGAAACUGGAGAAACGGUGAAAGUGACCAGGAACUCCUUCAAAGUAGUCAUCGUCAAAAUAUAUCUGGAAAUCUCAGAGUUUGUGUUUGUUGUAUGCACCAAACAAUCUUCAGACCGAUAUCACACACACUAUGGCAGUAUCAUAGUCUCUCUAGGUUAUGGAUUGUGCCUUAAGUAACCUAAGGUAGAUAAUAAUGAAUGCUCAAUUAUUGACCCCUACACGCUGCACAGGGCAGGAGCGUGUCAUGCUUGCAGACCAACUCCUGAAUUCAAAAUACACAUUUAAGAUUCAAAAAGGCAUGAAUAUAGAUAAAGCUGUACACUGUAUUUAAAAUGGCUUGUUACAGUAUAUGUUGUUAAAGAUGAUUUACCCACUAUUUUGUAUGUUUUUGCAG